Messenger RNA from Cheilinus undulatus (humphead wrasse), 3334 nucleotides. Its product is annotated as serine/threonine-protein kinase SBK2. Lineage: Eukaryota; Metazoa; Chordata; Actinopteri; Labriformes; Labridae. The transcript is spliced from 5 exons. Gene Ontology annotation, molecular function: ATP binding; protein serine/threonine kinase activity. The record is from RefSeq and is a predicted model, not a curated record. Gene Ontology annotation, biological process: peptidyl-serine phosphorylation; peptidyl-threonine phosphorylation. Bases 208 to 1359 code for a protein of 383 amino acids.
UCCUGCAGACUUUCUCCUCGGACUGCUGAGCUCACCCAGACUCUCUCUGCAGCACACUGAGACUGUUUCUCUGCUGUAGAUGUGAAGAGGACUGAGGAGGACCUGUGGAGGGUUUCCUGACAGGAUCACCUGCUAGAUGAAGAAAAUUUACAGCGGGCAGAUUUCUCUGUGAAGAUCGACGACGCUGAACCGAACCACAGCUGCAGAAUGACGGCUGCCACAAAGCUUCUGGAUGAAAUGUGCCAUCUAACGGCUCAGUCUCUGAUUCCAAUGGACACAUCGGAACACUUUAAUGUCCUAAAGCUCCUGGGGGAAGGCUCAUACGGGAAGGUCGUGCUGUCUGUUCACAAGAAAACAGGCACGCCAAUGGCUCUGAAGUUCUUCCCUCGUGAGUCCACCUCUCUUUUCUCUUUCCUGAGGGAAUAUAACCUCUCGUUGUCAUUCUGUACCCACCCAUCCCUGACCAGAGCUCUGGGAAUCGCGUACUCCACACCGUCACACUAUGUCUUUGCUCAGCAAGCAAGUCUCUUUGGAGAUCUCUUCGACGUCAUCUUGCCUGAGGUCGGGAUGGAAGAGGAUGUUUGUCAGCGAGUGGUGUCCCAGCUUUGUGGCGCUCUGUCCCACCUGCACUCUCUUGGUUUUGUCCACAGAGACCUCAAACCAGAGAACGUCUUCCUCUGUGACUCCGCCUGUCGUUGGGUCAAACUUGGAGACUUCGGCAUGGUCAAGGCCAGAGGCACCAGGGUCCCUGAGGUCUGGUACAGCUCUCCUUACUGCACCCCUGAGGCUGAGAUCGCCCGUGGAAAUGAGGACAGCUGGAGCAGCAUGACUGAUGGGAACAAUGCCAUGAAGAAUAAUGAAGACGUGAAAAAGGACAGAGUUUGGGUGUCUGUCGAGCCCAGCACGGACAGCUGGGCGCUGGGAAUCCUGACGUACGCCAUGCUCACAGGCAGUCAUCCAUGGGCCGAAACCGCCAGCGACUGCCGCUCAUUCCUGAAGUAUCAGGAGUGGUUUGAGAGAGCGAAAGGCCCAGAGGAUGAACUGGACGUGUGGGCAGAGCCUCAAGAUGAGAGCGCUCAGGAUGGUAGCGACUUCAUUGAGGCGGAACUUGGAAAGAACGACCGCCCGCCUGUAGCGCCUCAGUUUGCAUGUUUCACCCCACUGGCGCGUUCAUUCUUCUUAUCGCUGCUCGACCCGAGGCCCCGGUCUCGCGGUCGACCUGAGGACGGGCUGAAUUACCUCGGAGGGGAGUGGCUGAUGGAGCGGGAAAGGGUUCGGUUGGACGAGGAAAGGAAGAAGAGCAGAGGGAAAGGAGCCAUCAAGAAUGUGAAAGAGAUGGAGGGAAGAGGAGAGCGAUGAGGAGAUGAUGGACUACUGUUAAAGCCAAAAGACCUCUAUGGUGGGAUGUUUCGGGCUUACCUGUUGUAGCCCUCUACAAUGGUCUGACCUCAAUGGUGAAGCUGGAAGUGGCGUUCUAACCCUUGCUGGGUUUUUCCCUUAGUUGGUAGUGUGCAAUUUUUAAUUCUAUCUCCCUUACCCAUACCCUAACCCUGACCUCUCAGGUCUGAGCGCUUAACCCUAUCUCUCCUUGGGCUUGUGUGCUGAAUUAAAACUCCCCCUCAGUAAAUUUUUAUUUAAAAAUUCUGCUAUUGUAAAAAAACAUCCAAUUACUGUAACCUCUGAAAACGAGCAGAAAAUCUUCAUCACUUAGUACAUCAUUCUGGUUCUGGCUGUAGAGGUCUGCAGCCAGAUCCUCUUGGGGGAACUCGGGGGAUGAAAUUAGCUCAUGCUGUGAGCAAUACAACAGUUUUCUAGAGAAACCUACCCAACGGAGAUGUUUUGUAUUGUAUAGACUUCAAAAUACCACUCACUGACUUGCGCCUCUUACUCUAGCAUGGUUGCAUCUGCAUCAUUGAAAUGUGCCCAAGUGCAUAAAUCAUGCCUGAGACCACCUCUGUCAGUUGCAUUAACACUAAACCCAUGUUUGAAGUCAGGUGUAUGAGGGCCCAGGUCCCUGAUGUGAAAUCACCCUUAGCCUUUGCCUUUUUACCAAAUGGUUUUAAUGCAGGUUAACUGGCUUCUUUUUAGCUGAAGGCUGAAGUGUAAACAAGUGCCGUGAAGCUGCUACACUUCUUACCAGUGCUACAUAGUACUGAAAGCAGCUUGGACACUCUGUGGAAAUGGGGUCGACACUAUUUUCCCUGUUGAGAGUUAUGGCAGUGUUAGACUGACUUCAAAACUUUUUUCUUAUGGAAAUGCUUGAAAUGCUUCUGCAAAAAGAGGAAGACGCAAUUUCUCACGACACAUGAAAGAAAGAGCUUUAGGGAGCAGUCCUAACAAGAAAAGCCAAAAAUAUGACAAAAAUCUUCCUCCAGCUGGUUUCCUGAUGUUGCAUGUGAAGGCCGACGGGAGAUAUAAUCCCACGUGUUCAUUCUCUUCCAUUACAUUGGAAAAAUCCCCUUUAUUUAAUGCAAAAAGCAUGGCCCAAAUAAACAUGCUUUCCAUUUUUAGAGACAGUUAAACAGCCAUGAGCUGUUUCAGUGAUGGUGUCAUUUGUUUCUGGAUGAUGAUAAAUUCCUUUCACUGUUUUAUUUAUUUUUUAAAUAAACAUUUACAACAGGACUUUCAGUAUUUCAUCAGAUGCAAACCGAGUGGAAAACAGCUGUCGUUCCAGGGAUUAUUUGACUUUAGUUGGGCUGUAACGCUAUCAUGUCCUUGUAAAAGAUACUGUACCUUCUUUAGCGCAAUGCAUCUAUAUUAGGGUGUAGACUUUAGAGUGUAUAAAUCACAGCAGGUCAUAACUGGAUGGACAGCAGGAGUGCACAGUUUUUCAAGCCAUAAACACGUCUGCUAGCAUUCAAAGGGGGGCAGUGUGAAAACUUUAAUACUCUUUAUAUAUAACAUGUUUUGACACAUUUUUAAAGGUGGAAAAUAUUAAGUAUAAAAUAAACUAUUCAAAGACAUUUUGUCAGUUUAUAUUCACACAUGUUGCUUAUUUUUUGCAGCUCUUUUGUAGCAUUGCACUGUAGCCGGCUGUUUCAUUAGCUAGCAGCUUUAAGCUAACGUGAGAUUUGACUCUGAUAGCAGUUAUCCUGAGCUGUUCUCUGUACCUGAAGCACUUUAUACUUCAAUGCUUAACAAUGUCUGUUACUUUAUAUUAAAACUGUAUCAAAUUUAUCAAAAUGUAUGUAUUAUAUAAGAUUUAUGGAUCCAAAAUGAUUUUAAUAAUAAUGCUGCAGUGGAUUUUUGUUGCACUGACUUUUGGCAGAAUUGUUACUGUGUUGAAAGUUUAAAAUGUGAAAGAAACAAUAAAUAAAACUGUGUUUAAGACUCA